Molecule: messenger RNA, 4669 nt
Organism: Meriones unguiculatus (Mongolian gerbil)
Lineage: Eukaryota; Metazoa; Chordata; Mammalia; Rodentia; Muridae
Gene: Aopep
Product: aminopeptidase O (putative)
Exons: 8
Coding region: 545-2254 (569 amino acids)
Cellular component (GO): nucleolus
Molecular function (GO): zinc ion binding; metalloaminopeptidase activity
Source: RefSeq, a predicted model, not a curated record
CCUGCUGGAAAAAGUAGCGGCCCGAGCCUGGCGCGUAUUGAUGACGCCAUCCGUGUUUGCCUGGUAGCCCGUGGUAACCCGGAGUCUGCGGAAGUGUAGCGGCCGCGCAGGCGGCUGAGACAGGUAACCUGCGGCUCAGCUGUCACUCAAGUUGCUCCUGGUUCCGCGGACCCGCGACCUCUGGUGGGGUGAGCCCGUGGGAUCCUGUACGACCUGUCGUGAGUGAGCCCGUGGGAUCCUGGUUCGACCUCUUGUGGAGUGAGCGCGUGCGAUCUCUCUGACCUGCGGUGGGGUGAGCCAGUGGGAUGCUGUCCAAGGAGACUGUCAGCGUUAUUACCGCUUUGCGCCUUUCUAGCAGGCUACAAUUAACUGCGAAGGUGUUGCUCAGGGAAGUCACACCGGCCUGCGGUGCUUGGAGCUGUUUUUAAAGGGAAUUGAAAGUUGUGGAAAUGUAAUUUGUGACAGUGGGUGCUUCUUAUUUGGUAAGCCAGCCAGUUCUGAUUCUGAAACCUCAGCUAAGAGGCUGCCAACUGCAGACUGCACCAUGGACAUAAAGCUGGACCCUUCCCGGGAUGAUCUGCCUCUCAUGGCCAACACUAGCCACAUACUUGUGAAGCACUACAUAUUGGAUUUGGAUGUGGAUUUUGGAAGUCGAGUCUUUGAGGGCACCAUAGUGCUUUUCUUUGGAGACGGAAACCAUUUUAAAAAACAGACGAGUUCCACCCAGGAAACCUUUCAGAUGGAGUCAGAGGAAACCUACACAUUUAGGACAGCUGAACCCUGCCAUGUUCCCGAGAUGGAUGCAAGUACUUUCUCACCUAAGAUGGGGUAUAGAGAAUCUGCAGUCUGUGGUAAAGGUGAUCAAGAUGCCUUUGGUGGCGAUGGUAACCAUGACAACCAGGAACAUGAUUCUGAGAUCUCUAGCUCAAAGUACUGCUGUGAUACAGGGAAUCAUGGGAAAGAGGAUUUCUUGCUAGUGUUGGACUGCUGUGAUUUAUCUGUGCUAAAGGUAGAGGAGGUAGAUGUGGCUUCUGUGCCAGGCCUUGAGAGAUUUACAAAGGCUUCCAAGCUUGCAGCUACUCCUGAGAAGCUCCGGCAUGAAAUUGUUCGUGACCUUAUGGCCCUGCCUGCAGAUGGUUGGAGGGAGCAGUUAGACUGCUACACUCGCUGCAGCAAGGCCCCUGGCUGUGGGGAGCUCCUCUUUGACACUGACAAUUGGAGCAUACAGAUCAGGAAGAUGGGGGUUCGGACAGCUGCAGAUUUUCCUCGUGCCAUCAGGAUACAGUAUAAAACUAAACCCGAGGGGCAGUCAGUGACUUGGACCUCUGACCAGAGUGGCAGGCCAUGUGUUUAUACUAUGGGAUCCCCCAUCAACAACAGGGCCCUUUUUCCAUGCCAGGAACCACCUGUUGCCAUGUCAACAUGGCAGGCUACAGUUCGAGCAGCUGCAUCUUCUGUUGUUUUAAUGAGUGGGGAAGAUUCUGCCAAGCCCACACUGCUUCAUGAAGGGUACAUGAGCUGGUAUUACUACAUGACCAUGCCAAUGCCGGCCUCCACCUUCACCAUUGCAGUGGGGUGCUGGAAAGAAAUAAAGCCCAGGACAUCCCCAUCCAUUGACCUGGUGAUUGAACGUCCCUGCCCUACUCCACCUUUGGAGGCUGACUUCAGGUAUGCUGACACCUGCAGUCACGAAGAAUACCCAUGCCGAUUCCAGAACGCUUCUGCUGCCACCCAAAAGAUCAUUCCUCAUCGAGUUUUUGCCCCAGUGUGCCUUGAGGGUGCCUGCCAGGAGGCCCUGCUGUGGCUAAUCCCUCCUUGUCUCUCUGCUGCACACUCCGUCCUGGGAACACACCCUUUUUCCCGGCUGGACAUCCUCAUUGUCCCUGCCAACUUUCCAAGUCUGGGAAUGGCCAGCCCACACAUCAUCUUCCUCUCUCAGAGCACCUUAACAAGCAUGAGCCAUCUCUGUGGGACCCGUCUUUGUCAUGAAAUUGCUCAUGCCUGGUUUGGCCUAGUCAUCGGGGCCCGAGACUGGACAGAGGAGUGGCUCAGUGAAGGGUUCGCCACUCACUUGGAAGAAAUAUUUUGGGCUGAAGCUCAGCAGCUGCCCCCACAUGAGGCCCUAGAGCAGCAAGAGCUGAGGGCUUGCCUGCACUGGCAUCGCCUGCAGGAUGAGCUUCGGAACUCCCCAGAGGAAAUGCAGGUGUUAAGCCUGGCAGUGCUGUGGCAAGGGUCUCACCACUGGUGCUUAUGAACAUCAGGAGAUGGAGAAGAUCACAGAAGGGUGCUGUUGCCAACAAGACGGAGAACCCUAGCUGAGCUUCCAGCCGCUUAUCCGGGUGUGUGGGUGUGCAUCCUAGCCUGUGUUAGGCUGACAGGCAGGUGUGGCUCACAUGCCUGCCUCCAGCACCCCUGCUGAGGACGUGCUGCCCUCCACACACAGGGAAGUGUUUCUUUGCAGCCCCCACUUAUAGGCCAUCUGAGCUUCCAUAAGUCAGGCUGGGGCCAUCCUUCCCCUUACCUCAGGCAGAGCUCUGUGUGCAGCUAGAGUUCAAGCUCUGCGUUUACCUCCCUCUUUUUUUUCACAGAAUGAGGCUGGAGGUUGCUACAUUUGUAAGACCUGGGGUCUCACAGCUCAGGAGUUCAAUCACUCCCUUCCCAAAAACUCCCCCCAGACCAAGACUCGUUGCAAAAGCAAGAGGUUUAUUAACCAUUGUACAAUGGGGUCACCCCUGCCGGUCAGCAAAGAGUGGCACCGGGAGUCAAAGGCCUUUAGGUUUUUAAAAGAAAAAUUGGGGGAAAUUUGAAGUUGCAGUUUUGGCAGUUUAGGAUUGGAUGAGGAAGUUAUAAAGUAAGAUAAUUGGUUAGUCUUAGGUGCUCAAGCUUGGCCAGUCCUGCCAAGUGUGGAUGCAGCUGCAAUUGAAGGUGGAGUGGUUAGCUCAUCCUUGAAGAUUAGGGGCUACAGACUUUUGGCUGGAGGUCAAAAGCUACUCAGAAUAAGUCUAGGUUCGUUGCUAAGAAACGCUAUCUCAAGGACAAGGGUCUGGUCCUUCUUUUGCUGAGUGAUGGUCAUUGCUUGCUUGCCCUUUUUUUUAAUAUCUGUCCUCACAGAUAGGGUCACAUUCCUUCACUCUCUGGAAAGGUACUAAGAGGCUUUAGCUUAACCUGGACCUAAAACUCAAAACUAUAAGCUUUAGAAGACAUAUAGGUUACAAAGUUAGUCUAACCCUUUCAUAUUUACCUUUUUUUCUAUGCUGUGCAAAAAAUGUUUACGUUUUCUGCCUCCUCUAAUUUCAUAAUUUAAAUUUUUGUUUUGUUUCCUUUUUUUUAAGAUUUAUUAUGUAUACAGUAUUCUGCCUGCAUGUACACCUACACUCCAGAAGAGGACACCAGAUUUCGUACAUGGUUGUGAACCACCAUGUGGUUGCUGGGAAUUUGAACUCAGGACCUUUGGAAGAGCAGCCAGUGCUCUUAACCUCUGAGCCAUCUCUCCAGCCGUAAAUUUUUGUUUUGUUAUUAUUGUUUAUAAGAGAGAGAAAGAGAGAUCCUACUCAGAUCAUCAAAGCAUCAUAUUUAUCUGCCCCUGGUGUUGUCUGUUUGGGGCUUUGUUUCCUGGAGGGAAUUUCAGAUUUGUUGCCAUUCUGAACCAUGUGAUAUUUGGGGCCUGGGAUGAUGGCUGAUUGUUCUUUUUAAUUUGUUAAUUUAUUAAUUUUGAGCCAGGGUGUCUCUGUAUAGCCCUGGCUAUCAUGGAAGUCACUAUGUGGAUCAGGCUGGCCUCUAACCCACUGAUAUCCACCUGCCUCGACCUCCCAAGUGCUGGGAAUAAAGAUGUAUGCCUCCUGACAAUUUCUCCUAUUUAAAGUUUCACUCUUUUACUUUCCACCCAGCGUAUCAAUGCUUGUUUGUUCUUUGAGCUUGCACAGUUCUUCCAACUAUUCUUUCUUGCCUUCUUUAGCAGCUGACCUCUCCUUCAUGUGUCGUUCAUGCUCCUCUGAGCACACCUCCUUCUACCCGAAAUCAUCGUAGCAGCACUAGAAUGCUGCUGCAGCUACUGCAGGCAAAUGGUCCUUCUAGGGCCUCACUGUAGGCUCACUGUUAAAGCUCAUGGUCUCCCAGUAGCAUUUGUUCUACUCCUUUAUUGAUGCCCCAAGCCCCAGCUGAUAGCAAGUCUGUUGGUAUAGUGUUCUUUUAAAAUGUAUACGCCUUACCCUUGUUAAUUCAAAUGCUGAUUUCCCCACCCCCAACUCUUUGAUUUUAAUCCAGAUAUUCAUUGUGAUACUCAUUAUAAGCAUCCUGUCUCAACUCUUGUGUAAACAGGACAAAAUAAAGCAACUAGAUACAAUGUUGUGCAAUGGGAGGAGCCAGAAGGCAGGAGAUGAGUGGGAGGAGAAGAAGGGGCAAGAGGAGAGUGAGGAGAGCAGAGCUGGAGGGAGAUCUUGGAGGACGUGGAGCAUGAACCAAACCUAAGAUUACAAAAAGCAAGUAUAAUGUGGGAAAUCUAAAUGUUAGGAAACUGAGGGCUUGGAGGUUUAGGAGGGAGUAAAUAUUGCCCAGCAUUGUGUUCUAGGUUACCUAAAAACCCAGUCUCUGUGUGGUGAUUUGGUUAUACAGCUGUUUAAGAUUAACAGCAAGCUUUACUAGAAGAUAAACCAAUAGUAAAUAUUAAUAA